Molecule: messenger RNA, 865 nt
Organism: Helianthus annuus (common sunflower)
Lineage: Eukaryota; Viridiplantae; Streptophyta; Magnoliopsida; Asterales; Asteraceae
Exons: 5
Coding region: 141-605 (154 amino acids)
Source: RefSeq, a predicted model, not a curated record
AUAUAAACUUUUCUUUUGGGAUAUGUAUCUUGAUUACGUUAUAGUGCAUUUGAAAAAAGUUAUGUAUCUUGAUUCUUUUUGGAUAUGUAUCUUGAUUACAAAAUAUCCCCAAUCUCGUUGUCUUUCAUCCCUAGUGAGUCAUGGUGCGAUCACGAUCACCCGUCUAUGACCCUCAGAAUCCCGUUGUAGUACUUAAAGUCAAACAAGUGCUUGGUCUACUGUAUGAGUCAAGCAAGCCCUGGACAGCUGAGGAAAUAGAUGCACGUGUUGAUUUGCAAGGCGUUGAUAAGGCCAUCUUCUUUAAAAAAUUGUCAACCUACCCAAGGGUUCUUUUUGAUGGACAGCGUUACUCUUAUAGGUCUGGGGGUUACGUGAGAGACGCAAUGCGACUUCGAGUACUAACACGUCAAUUUGCAGAGGUUGAUCUUAAAGACGAUGCAACUUUCACGGAGGAGGAAGGGACCCGGGGCACCUCCAAACGAAAAUUUAAGAGGAUCAAACUCACCACUCCUAGCUUUAAUGACCUCUUCAAAUAUACUCCUGAAGGUAUAAGAGAAGAAGAAGAAGAAAAACGAGGAGGAUAUGUAAUAUGUUCUCGAUCCUAACUCGUUUGUUAUUUGAAUCUCCUGAGCUUCACUUGUGUUUGGUUUACCUACCUUAAAUCUUCUAGUGUUUGUUCUUCGGGUGUGGUCUCUGUUUGUUUUGUUUCAUAUGCAUGCUCACUUUCAAAUCUUUUCAAUCGUAAAGCUCGAAGUCUAUGUUUGUUUAGUUAUGUCUCGUGAAUCAACAACGUUGGUUUUGAGUACUCUUUUGUUAAUCUAGAAUCCACAUCUCUGUUUUCUCACAGUUGUGGUGUUUUUUUUUU